This is a messenger RNA of Acaulospora morrowiae, 2076 nucleotides long. Lineage: Eukaryota; Fungi; Glomeromycota; Glomeromycetes; Diversisporales; Acaulosporaceae. The record is from the annotation of a GenBank genome assembly.
AUGAAGUUUGGUCACCAUUUGAAAACUUCACUCUAUCCAGAGUGGACCUUUUAUUAUCUUGCUUAUGACGAGCUUAAACACGAAAUAAAAACAAGGACUCGUAAUGGAUGGAGUGAAGACGAUGAGUUAUCUUUUGUCGAGCUGCUUGAGAAAGAACUCGACAAAGUCUUUACCUUCCAGACAGAGAAAUCUAACGAAAUCAAUAUAAGAAUUCAAAAUAUUGAGAGGGAGAUUACUGCUGAUUCUAGGAAUGCAACAGAUGAAGAUUAUAUUUUACUGGAGGAAGAAUUAUCUAUGAUUAUUGCUGACGUUCAUGACCUUGCGAAAUUUACUCGUUUAAAUUAUUCUGGUUUCUUGAAAAUCAUAAAGAAACAUGAUAAAAAAACCAAAUGGGUUCUCAAGCCCAUGUUUAUGGUCCGACUGAAUGCAAAGCCCUUUUACAAGGAAAAUUAUGACGCGUUAAUUGUCAAGCUAUCACGCCUUUACGAGAUCGUUCGUACUCGCGGUAAUCCGGUAAAGGGUAACUCGUCUGCCGGAGGCCAACAACAAAAUUUUGUGCGAAACACAACAAAGUAUUGGGUUCACCCCGAUAACAUAACCGAACUCAAGCUUCUCAUAUUAAAGCAUCUUCCUGUUUUAGUAUUUAACCCAAAUAAGGAAUUCGAGGAGGCUGAUUCGGCUAUUACGUCGAUUUACUAUGAUAAUGAGGAUUUUGAACUUUAUCUCGGUCGGCUGGAAAAAACUGAGGGGGCUGAAGCUAUACGGUUAAGGUGGUAUGGGGGAAUGGACUCCAACGAAAUAUUUGUAGAACGUAAGACACAUCGAGAGGAUUGGACGGGUGAAAGUUCGGUGAAAGCACGUUUUCCAUUAAAGGAAAAAUAUGUUAACAAGUAUCUUCGCGGGGAAUAUUUUAUCACAAAACAUCUGGACAACAUGCGUGCAAAGGGGAAAAGUGAGAAGGAAAUCGAAGCUGCAAAACGACUGGCCAAUGAAGUUCAAUAUCGUGUUCUUACCAAAAAAUUGAAACCAGUGAUUCGAUCUUUUUACAACCGGACAGCUUUUCAAUUACCCGGUGACGCUCGUGUUCGCAUAUCACUCGACACUGAAUUAUCCAUGAUCCGUGAAGAUAAUUUUGAGAACAAUCCAAGAAACCGUUCCGGUGAUAACUGGCGUAGAAUGGAUAUUGGCAUUGAUUAUCCGUUUUCUCAGUUACCCGAUAGCGAUAUUGAAAGAUUCCCCUAUGCAGUUUUGGAAGUCAAGCUGCAGACUCAAUAUGGUCAGGAACCACCAGAAUGGGUUCGAGAAUUAGUAUCGAGUCAUCUAGUUGAGGCAGUUCCCAAAUUUUCCAAAUUCAUUCACGGUGUUGCGACCCUAAUAGAUACACGACGAGUUCAACUCUUACCAUUCUGGCUUCCGCAGAUGGAUGUAGAUAUCCGCAAGCCGCCCAGUAAUUUCCGUCUUCAACGUCCGGCUAGUGUUGGUCUCGGUACUGCUUUGAUUGAAGGCAAUGACUUACUGGAGCAGGAUGCCGAUCGAAUCGAAGUUGUAGUUGACGAUGCAGAUGAGAAUUCUGAUAUUGAAAAUGCAGAUGAGGGAACACCUUUGCUUACGCGCUCAAAUCAAAGGCCGGCGAUACAAACACGCGAAUUACAAUCAGAUUCUCUAUCGCUGGAUGCAGAUGAAAUUCUAGCUGCUUCUGGAGGUCGGAUUCCGGAAACAUUCCAGGGUAAACGCAUUGCAGUUCCUGUACGCGUAGAGCCUAAGGUAUUUUUUGCCAACGAGAGGACACUCUUAUCUUGGUUAAAUUUCACAAUAAUUCUGGGUGGGUUGGCUGUUGGAUUGUUAAAUUUUGGUGACAGGAUAUCCAUCAUUGCGGCUGGAAUGUUCACCGCAGUAUCAAUGUCUAUGAUGAUGUACGCGCUUUUCACUUAUCAUUGGAGAUCGUACAUGAUCAAGAAAAGACAUUCGGGACCGUAUGAUGAUAGAAUUGGUCCUACAUUCUUGUGUGUAGCACUGUUGGUUGCUGUGUUAGUUAAUUUCAUUUUAAGAAUUCGAGAGCAUCACCAACAAGUUUAA